CACAGGGCUGAGAGGAAAGAGAGGAACCGCGCACAAACUCACCACGCAGAGACUGCAGCAUGACUGACCACAGCGAGAUGUUGACGGGCAUAGACCUGCAGUGCUGGGAGAAUAACCGCGCCCACCGGACGGAGGAGAUGGACAGGGAGAGGCUCCUGGUUCGGAGGGGACAGCCCUUCUCCCUGCUGCUGCAGUGCAGUGGGGCCCCACCCCUGCCCCCCAAAUACCAGCUCACCCUCAUCCUCCACCUCGGUAAGGAGAUGGUGGUGAAGGUGUCGGACACGCGAGCGGGGCGUGGUCAGUGGUGGUUCAGCCAGCAGGGGGCGCAGAGUGAGCUGCUCCUGACGGUGCACAGCCCGGCCGACGCCCCUGUGGGGCUGUACAGCAUCAGCGCAGUGCUGCUCUCCUCCGACGGACACAUCCUGGAGAAAACUGCACUCGCAAACUUCUACCUGCUCUUCAACCCCUGGUGCAAAGGUGACCCGGUGUACCUGCCCGAUGAGGAGGAGCUGCGUGAGUACAUCCUGAAUGAGAACGGCCUGCUCUAUCAGGGCUCCUGGGACCAGAUCCGCUCCCUGCCCUGGAACUUCGGACAGUUUGAGAAGGAUGUGGUGGACAUCUGCUUUGAAAUCCUGGACAACUCCCCAGCGGCACUGAAGGACCCUGAGACGGACCUGGCAAAUCGGGGUGACCCGGUCUACGUCAGCAGGACAGUGACAGCGAUGGUGAAUGCUAACGAUGACCGGGGCGUGGUCUCGGGCCGCUGGGACGGAGAGUACUCUGACGGGGUAGCGCCCACUCGCUGGACCGGGAGCGUGCCCAUCCUCCGGCGCUGGAGCGAGGGCGGGGCACAGAGGGUGCGCUACGGACAGUGCUGGGUGUUCGCCGGGGUGGCCUGCACAGUGCUGCGCUGUCUGGGGAUCCCCACCCGCUGCGUCACUAACUACUCCUCCGCCCACGACACCGACGGCAACCUCACCAUCGACUACUGGUACAACGAGCAGCUGGAGAACAUUUCCUCUGGCAGAAAGGACAUGAUCUGGAACUUCCACUGCUGGGUGGAGUCGUGGAUGGACCGGGAGGAUCUGCCAGGGGGCUAUGAUGGUUGGCAGGUCCUGGACCCCACACCCCAGGAGAGGAGUGAUGGGGUGUACUGCUGUGGGCCGUGCCCGGUGCAGGCCAUCAAAGAGGGUGAGGUGGGGGUGAAGUACGAUGCCGCGUUCGUCUUCUCGGAGGUGAACGCAGACCUGGCCUACUGGAUCGUUCACGCGGACGGCCAGCGCUCCCAGGCCUCACUCAACAAACAGACCGUCGGCCGCAACAUCAGCACCAAGAGCGUGUACGGAGACCAGAGAGAGGACAUCACUAAGCUCUACAAAUACCCCGAGGGCUCGGUGAAGGAGCGGGAGGUGUAUGAGAAGGCGGGGCGGAAGGUGACCCAGCUGAGCAGGGGGGCGGGGCAGCUGGAGCUGUCCAUCAGACACGCCCAGGCGGUGCACGGCACGGACUUCGACGUGAUCGUGGAGGUGCGGAACACGGGAGGGGAGGAUGCACCUGCGCGGCUCACCAUCACCUCUAAGGCCGUCACCUACAACAGCCUGCACCUGGGGGAGUGCCAGAGGAAGAGCGCCAGCCUCACUGUGCCCCCACAGAGGGCCCACAAGGAGGUGCUAAGGCUGCGGUACGACCACUACGGCUCGUGUGUGACCGAGCAUCACCUGAUCAGAGUCAGCGCUCUGCUGCAGGGCACAGACCAGCAUGACGUCGUCCUGAGAGAGAUCAACAUUCCACUCAGCAUGCCCCAGCUGGCCGUCAAGGUACUGGGGGAAGCGGUUGUGUCUCGGAAAGUGACUGCCCACAUCACCUUCACCAAUCCACUGCCUGUCUCCCUCAGAGGGGGCGUGUUCACCGUUGAGGGGGCAGGACUCACCGCCGCGCAGGAAAUCCAGGCUCCGCAGGAGAUCGGACCAGGUCAGGAGGUGUCUGUCAAGCUCUCCUUCAGGCCCACGAGGCCGGGCCUGCGGAAGCUCCUAGUGGACUUCGACACGGACCGUCUGCGAGACGUGAAGGGAACAGCCACCGUGAUCGUGCGGAAAAAGUGA
Molecule: messenger RNA, 2102 nt
Organism: Megalops cyprinoides (Indo-Pacific tarpon)
Lineage: Eukaryota; Metazoa; Chordata; Actinopteri; Elopiformes; Megalopidae
Gene: tgm2l
Product: transglutaminase 2, like
Exons: 13
Coding region: 60-2102 (680 amino acids)
Biological process (GO): peptide cross-linking
Molecular function (GO): protein-glutamine gamma-glutamyltransferase activity
Source: RefSeq, a predicted model, not a curated record